UUUAAAACCAGCAAGACAAGAAGCAAAUUAAAAAAAACACACACACACACACACACACACAAAUAAUUCCUUCACAGCAGCAAUGGCGAGAACGAACAACAAGAAGCUGACGACGAUGCUCCUGGUCACCACAGUCGCCGUGCUGGGCCUCCUGCUAGCCGUGGCCUCGUCGGCGGCGUGUGGCUGUGGCCGGCGUCGCGUGCACCUGCAGCUGUACAUGCACGACGUGAUCGGGGGGCCGAACCGGACGGCGAUCCGGCUCAUCUGGGGCGUAGGCCUGCCGCACGAGUCCAUGCCGAAUCGCACCUUCGGCGACACGGUGGCGAUCGACGACCUCGUCACGGACGGGCCGGGCAUCGUCGGCGUCGGCGACGGCGACGGCGACACCAGGCCCAUCGGCCGGGCGCAGGGCACCUACAUGCUGAGCUCGCAGCACGAGGAGGUGAUCGUGGUCUCCAUCACCGUCGUCCUCACCGCGGGGCCCUACAACGGCAGCACGCUCGUGGUGGCCGGCCGCGACAGGAUCUACGACGAGGUAAGGGAGCUCGCCGUCGUCGGCGGCACGGGCCACCUCCGUGGGGCCUCCGGGUACGUCCUGUGGACGACGGCCAAGGUUUGGUCGGACGUGCACAUGGUGCUGGAGCUCGACGUGCACGCGACCGUGCCACUGAUGCCCGACGACGACGACGACGACGACGACGACAACGUUCUUGUUCUUGGCAGCACCAGCAGCGAUGUGUAACGCUGACAUGCAUGUAUGGGCCUCUCUAUCUCUGUCUACCUCUCCGAUCCCAUUGUUGCUGUUGCCAGCUUCAUGAAAAAAAUAAAAGGAGCUUGAAACUUGAAUUAUAAUGUACUACGACUUUACAAUAAGGUGCUGUGGAAGAACAAUUUUAUUAUUGUA
Messenger RNA from Sorghum bicolor (sorghum), 904 nucleotides. Its product is annotated as dirigent protein 1. NCBI's taxonomy places the organism in Eukaryota, Viridiplantae, Streptophyta, Magnoliopsida, Poales, Poaceae. The transcript has a single exon. Bases 83 to 742 code for a protein of 219 amino acids. The record is from RefSeq and is a predicted model, not a curated record.